AUGUGUAAACAGGUGCUCGCCCGCCGCUGUGUCGUCCUCAGAAACGCCAUCUGCUCCCGCACCACGUCGUGCCUGAACCAGCCACCGGCCGCCAAGUGCGGCGGCAUCGUCGACGCCAUCGUAGUGUACAACGUCUACGGCCAGGACACACGCGACGACCACAGUGGAUACGACGUCUACUACAGGUGCAUCGUCUACGAAAAUGGAAUCCACGCCCACGUUGUCCACUUUGUCUACUGCAGAUACAACGUCGGCGUCAUCUACAACCGAAUUCACACCCGCACCUACUUCGUCUACAACAGAUGCAACAUCUGCAACGUUUACUGCAGAUAUCAAAACUACCAAAGUAAGCGGCAGUUACAGCACUUCUUCAAGCUGGGGUUCAGCCCCAGGCGCCUCAUCGACAAGCAGCUCCAGUCCCAUUUCAAGCCCGACAUCAACCUCAAGCAGUAUUACACCAAGUACCGCCAGCUCCAGUACUUCUGCGAGUGUGACGAACAGCAGUAG
Molecule: messenger RNA, 507 nt
Organism: Colletotrichum destructivum
Lineage: Eukaryota; Fungi; Ascomycota; Sordariomycetes; Glomerellales; Glomerellaceae
Exons: 2
Coding region: 1-507 (168 amino acids)
Source: RefSeq, a predicted model, not a curated record